AUGCGAAAUGGUUACUGCGAUUUCGCACUCUCCAGCUCGACAAUGCCUCGCUUUGAUGAUCGCUAUGGAAACACUCGCCUCUAUGUUGGCCGCUUGUCAUCCAGAACUCGAACCAGAGACCUUGAACGUCUUUUCAGCCGAUACGGAAGAUUACGUGAUGUGGAUAUGAAGCGCGACUAUGCCUUUGUUGAAUUUAGCGAUGCUCGUGAUGCUGAUGACGCAAGGUACUACUUAGAUGGACGCGAUUUCGAUGGAAGUCGCAUCACUGUGGAGGCUUCGAGAGGGGCACCUCGUGGCUCUCGGGAUAAUGGUAGUAGAGGUCCACCUCCUGGUUCUGGCAGGGUGGAAGCUACUCCAGGUCACCAGUUAAAUCCCGCUCCCCUCGCCGCAGAAGAAGCCCAAGCCGCAGCCGUAGCCGUAGUUACAGUCGAGGUCGUAGCUACAGUAUGGAUUAAAGAUAAGAGGACAAACCGAUCACGAUCGCCCGUGAAAAGAGGAAGAAGCGUGGAGGACAGAUCACGCAGUCCGAAGGCAAUGGAGCGAUCCGUAUCUCCCAGAGGCAAAGACCGAAGCCUGAGUCCAGACCGAAGGGUCAUAGAUGCAAGCCCACAACGUGAAAAGCAAGAUGGAUCAGACUAUGAAGGUAGCCCAAAAGAGAAUGGUAAUGGCAAGAACUCUGUGAGCCCCAUUGUGAGAGGUGAAGAAAGCCCUGUUGGACUUGAUGGUCAUGACAGGAGUCCCAUUGAUGAUGAGUCUGAGCGUAUCCGUUCUUCCCCUAAAGGCAGCGAGUCACCUUGA
Molecule: messenger RNA, 798 nt
Organism: Thlaspi arvense
Lineage: Eukaryota; Viridiplantae; Streptophyta; Magnoliopsida; Brassicales; Brassicaceae
Source: the annotation of a GenBank genome assembly